This is a messenger RNA of Clonostachys solani, 885 nucleotides long. The record is from the annotation of a GenBank genome assembly. Lineage: Eukaryota; Fungi; Ascomycota; Sordariomycetes; Hypocreales; Bionectriaceae.
AUGAGCAACAACACCAGCUCCCAUAACCAGCCCCUGGUCCUGGCUGCGGCGAAUGGAAGUUUCCCAACUUCCUUUUGCACCUGGCUCGCACAAGAGGCUGUCUUCCACGGAACGAGCGCCCUGUUUGAAUGGCUUGACAAGACUGGGACAGGAAAGCGCUUCAAGAUCCGCGCGGUGGACCGGAAGCCAUACGCACAUUACAUGCGCCAUGUUCUGUUCAACCAGUUUUUCAUUCUCCUGCCUAGCAUGCUCGCUGCCGAGUACUGGGGCUUGUGCUUCACGGGCCCGGCGAUCAAAGCUCACCACUGGGCACAACUACUGGUGUCUCUAGUGGGCAUGGCUAUCGGUCAUGAUAUUGUCCAGUACAUAACGCACAGGUUCCUGCUGCACCAACCGAACGUGUUCCUCAUGCGGGCCCUGAGACAUUCCGUCCACCACUCCACCGGGGCUACUAAAGCAAUCAGCGCGUGCUACAUGUCUGCGCCGGACUUCUUCCUUGAGAUUGUUCUACCGUAUCUAGUUCCCCUUGCUUUAGUUGGAGGUGGAGGGUCCAGCACUGCGUUUCAUUCUUUGGUCGCCGGCCUCGGGGCCAUCGGCGGUUUAUAUGAGCAUUCAGGAUACGACCUAUCCGUUAAUCUAAGGGCCAGUGGGGAGGCUGGCCGCGAUGGCUCCGAGCAGUCCUCACUCUCCACAAUCGCGAGCAAGUUAUUGGACAAUCGAUCCCACGCCCAGCAUCACGUGCGAGGCAAUGUUUCGUUCUCGGAUGGGUUUGGAAGCCCUGGCAUAAGUGACACCAUAUUCAGAACUCGUUGGGAUCUGGCGGCCAAGCGCCGGGUUGAGGAUGCUGAAAAGGAGUGGCAACGACAGCGAGCUGGGUUGUCCUAG